CACCAACCGCUCUUGCUGGCGGCCGGCUUGGCGAGGUGUUGCUGUUUUAUUAUUUGUUCUUGCACUUCGGAAUUCGCAAUAGACAAAAUGGAGUAUUUUAUUGAAUGUGUAAGAAAACAUCCAUGUUUAUGGAAGGUAGACUCGAACGAGUAUAAAAAUAAUGAGAUUAAAGAAGCAGCAUGGAGGAGUAUCAUCGCUGAUUGCGAUAUAUCCGACGUGAAAGAAGCCAAGUGCCAGUGGAAGAAACUUAGAGAUGGCCAUAGACAAGCAUUAAAUAAGAAAAAAACAACAACGGGGCAAGCAGCAAGUAUGGAUAUUAGGCUAUGGAAAUAUGAAAAACAAAUGGACUUUCUCCUACCACAUUUGGGAAAUCGACAGAGAAGCACCGCUACUCAACAGAUUAUUGAAGCCGAUAUUGAUGGUGGUGUUGAUAAUUUCGAAAAUAUACAGGCAGAAGAAAAUUCUGAAUUGGCAGUGAAUGAUGAUUUUCAGCAAACAACCCCUAAUACACAGCGAAAUAAAAGAAAAGUUGAUAAAAUGACUGACUAUCUCCAACAGGAGCAAAAAAGAAGGGAUCGAAGGUCAACUGACAGAGACUUAUUCAGAAGAGGUUUACAUAGUCGGGAGAAGAGUAUGGAGCGUAAGGAUACACCUUUAAAAAAGUUUUUUGAUAGCAUGUAUGGCAUAACCAAUGAACUCCCACCAUAUUCGCAAGUACAAGUCCAGCGACAGAUCUUUAACAGUGUCAUGGACGCUCAUGAAGCAAAUUUACAAAGGCAAAGCAGAAUGGCAACACCAGAUCUUUCCACUCAGCCGCCACCCAAGACAUAUUGUAUUUCCCUCCCAAGUUCGUCAGACUGAAAUACUUCCGGUAUAGCGCAUUAUGAAGCCCAUACUCCAAGAAGGUCUCCUUCAGCCCCACUACAGAUACAGACUGGGGACUCAUCUUCAAAUGACUAAUAGUCUAGUGAUAACCUACAAUCCUACAUACUUGAUGGAACCACAUACAAACAGAUGUAGUUUUACUUAUCAAUAAAAUUCUAC
Messenger RNA from Acanthoscelides obtectus, 1044 nucleotides. NCBI's taxonomy places the organism in Eukaryota, Metazoa, Arthropoda, Insecta, Coleoptera, Chrysomelidae. The record is from the annotation of a GenBank genome assembly.